Racocetra persica is the source of this 120-nucleotide messenger RNA. NCBI's taxonomy places the organism in Eukaryota, Fungi, Glomeromycota, Glomeromycetes, Diversisporales, Gigasporaceae. The record is from the annotation of a GenBank genome assembly.
UCAGUUGGAUAAUAUAGAAGAGAUUAAAAGAACAGUUUUGAAAAAGUGGGCUAGAGUCAAUCUACCAGCUGCUUCUUUCUUAAAAGCUCCAAAAGAGAAUAUGCAAUCAUUAUAUAAUAA